This is a messenger RNA of Carlito syrichta (Philippine tarsier), 1107 nucleotides long. RefSeq names its product signal sequence receptor subunit 2 (gene SSR2). Bases 66 to 626 code for a protein of 186 amino acids. Lineage: Eukaryota; Metazoa; Chordata; Mammalia; Primates; Tarsiidae. The transcript is spliced from 6 exons. The record is from RefSeq and is a predicted model, not a curated record. Gene Ontology annotation, cellular component: endoplasmic reticulum; membrane.
UAUUUCCGGUCUUUCGGGUGCUGACGCUCUCUUCCGGUCUCGGUGGCUCCAGAGAGGCAUUUGGGAUGCGCACGAUGAGGCUGCUGGUAUUUGUGGUGUUGGCUCUGUUUGCCACCACUCAAGCAGAAGAGGGAGCCAGGCUUUUGGCCUCCAAAUCACUGCUGAACAGAUAUGCUGUGGAGGGGCGAGAUCUGACCUUACAAUACAACAUCUACAAUGUUGGCUCUAGUGCUGCGUUAGAUGUGGAAUUAUCUGAUGAUUCCUUCCCUCCAGAAGACUUUGGCAUUGUCUCUGGAAUGCUCAAUGUCAAAUGGGACCGGAUUGCCCCUGCUAGCAACGUCUCCCACACCGUGGUUCUGCGCCCUCUCAAAGCUGGUUAUUUCAACUUCACCUCAGCAACGAUUACUUAUCUGGCCCAAGAGGAUGGGCCUGUUGUGAUUGGCUCCACCAGUGCACCUGGACAGGGAGGAAUCCUGGCGCAGCGGGAAUUUGAUAGGCGUUUCUCCCCCCAUUUUCUGGACUGGGCAGCCUUUGGGGUCAUGACCCUUCCCUCCAUUGGCAUCCCCCUGCUAUUGUGGUACUCCAGCAAGAGGAAAUAUGACACUCCCAAAACGAAGAAGAACUGAGUAGGCCUUCUACGACCCUCCUCACUCAAGAAAUCCAGGUGCUUUCCAGACUCCAAAGGAUGUAUCUUAAACGCAAUCUCCUCUUCUCCCUUAGCCCUUGGCCACCUCUCCUAGAUCCUGUCCUGCUCUCAACCAGAGUAAAGGACCAGGCCUAGGAGUCCACGAGAGUCUCCUUGGUUCCAUCAUGAAGCCAUACAAACAGGGAUGCCUUUGGCAACAGCCUUGAGCCUAGAGGGCCCUCUGGUGCUCCACCGAGGUGCUGGUAUAUUGCUGGCGAUGUGAACUCUCAGGGGUCUAGGGGGGCACUUCAGAGAUGGCCUGACAUCACCCACAUCCCUUGCCCUCCCCUUUCAGAAGAGUGUGGAAGAUGAAAUGAAGGCUGUGGAAUUCUUAGAGACUACCUAGUCUCUGCUCUGGGUCAGGGAAAUGCUUACUCAAUGGGGUUUGGGUUUUUUUUAAAUAAAAACAAAUGCCACACUGA